AACCGAAGGACGCUGCUGAUCUGAAGAGAUGCUUGUGAUGCAGGUUAUUCUGGCUAAAUAGCAAGAUCUAGAUCUAGCGGACUAGGGACGCAUUUUGGGUAUCUGGGGAAAUACCAGGAUCAGGAUCGGGAUCGGUUGAAGGGCAUUUAUUGAGGUGUUUGAGUUUGAGGAUUGAGGAAGGAGAGGAGAGGAGAGGAGAGGAGAGGAGAUAUCCCCGGUGUGAUGUCAUUCUUUAUUGUCAAGCUCCUUUUGCUCGAAAAGAAUUGUGAUGCUGAGAUAUGGCUGAGACCUUUCUUUGAGCGAGUCGGUGAUGGCCGGCCGGCACUUUGGUGAGAGACCAGAUAUGCUCGCUCGCUCCACUAGGUGCAUGGAGUUUUCGGUCCUAAUUCGAGGCGCAGGUGGGAAAUUUCCGGCUCCUCAAUCUCGAUAUCGGAGAAGCCGAAUUUGCCUUUGGUGGGAACCUCGCUUCUCAACAAAAAAGUACAGUGUACUUCGUACCUGCGCCGAAACGCUGCGUAUAUGCGGGUACCUCAUACAUGAGCGCGGGAAUAAGGAACUUGAGGAGAUGAGGAAAGGAGUUCGGGGGAACUCGGAGAAGUGGAGAGAGGCUCGGGAUAAGCUCCUUCGACACGUGGGGUACAGUAUCUAUCAUGUGAUAGGAAACUCCCCCCUUUCCGCGGAGAGCACGUGCUUGCUUCCCCUUAAUUUCCAAGGUUGCCCAGAGCUUCGUUGGCUUUUCUUUUCCGAUACACCCGUGUCUGUUCUCCGUUUCAAGCAAGCGAGCGAGAAUCAGCAAAGAAAAAAAAGGAAAUACCCCCACGCCUCGAUCAGAUAUAUCACAAGCCUCAAACUUCUUGGGAAAUGGGAUCAUGAGAGCGCCGCGCAUCUACCCUCUCUUGCGACGGAAUCACCUCUCCGUACCGCAAAAUCAUAACACUGCUCAAAUAAUCUGCUCAACACCAGUCAGAAAACUCAAAUGUGCAAAGCAGAGAGCUGAUCGUGAAAAAGGGACAAGCGCCUCCUAUCUCGCAUUACCGCAUUGAAUUCAUCCGGCGCAUCGACAUUCCCCAACCCGCCCGCCGUUCUCCACUUUACGAUAGAUAUCGUGAUUUGAUGAUCCCGGGGGCUCCACAUCUAGGGUCUGAUCGUUCCGUCGUCUCCGCAUUCAAGGGAUAGGCAGGUAGGGUAAGUACGGUA
Messenger RNA from Mollisia scopiformis, 1197 nucleotides. RefSeq lists its product as uncharacterized. The record is from RefSeq and is a predicted model, not a curated record. The transcript is spliced from 3 exons. The coding region runs from base 311 to 934 and encodes 207 amino acids. NCBI's taxonomy places the organism in Eukaryota, Fungi, Ascomycota, Leotiomycetes, Helotiales, Mollisiaceae.